This is a messenger RNA of Kalmanozyma brasiliensis GHG001, 2163 nucleotides long. Its product is annotated as Dynein family light intermediate chain. Gene Ontology annotation, biological process: microtubule cytoskeleton organization; microtubule-based movement. The transcript has a single exon. NCBI's taxonomy places the organism in Eukaryota, Fungi, Basidiomycota, Ustilaginomycetes, Ustilaginales. Bases 1 to 2163 code for a protein of 720 amino acids. The record is from RefSeq and is a predicted model, not a curated record. Gene Ontology annotation, molecular function: dynein heavy chain binding. Gene Ontology annotation, cellular component: centrosome; cytoplasmic dynein complex.
AUGGAUUCGUCCGCAUCGGCCGCUAGGGCGCGAGCCGGCAGCUCGACUCAGGCGCUUGAUGUCUCCAACGACUCGUCGCUCAAGCCUUCAGCAACGGACACAGCAACCCCAGAACAAGACCUGUGGUCCAGCAUCUUGAAUAGCGUCAACAACUCCAAGGCCAUCUCAGCAAAAAACCUAAUUCUGCUUGGCGAGCCCAAGUCCGGAAAGACGACGCUUCUCUCUGCACUGGCUUCCACCUCGCCCGUUGGCCUCAUCAGCGGUAGAUCAUAUCUUCCCGCUCUGGAUCCAAGCAAUGCAGCAUCGACCUCCAAAUCGUCAAUAGCGUCGCGCAAUCUCGGCUUGGCAUACGCAUACUUUGAUGUCGGCGACGAAAAGGACAGGGACGAGAUUGUGGCAAGGGUCGGCGCCUAUACCCUUCACUCAUCCGAGCCUGCGUACACCUCGCUCUUGCCGUGUGCCUUCCCUGAGCCCAAUCUCGGGUCCAGCGAGAAGGAGGCAUCAUCGGUGAUGGCAGCGCUCGCCUCGGCGACCCUUUCCGGCUCAGCUUCCGCUUCUUCCGCUCCCUCAAAUCGUGCGUUUGCGUCGAAGCCUUCCAUCGAAUCUCUCAAAGACUCGAUCGUGGUCAUUCUGCUUGACUGGGAGCAACCGUGGACGUUCCUCGAGCAGCUGCGCAACUGGCUCAGCGUUCUGCACGAGCUCGUCGACGGUGCAGCCGAUGGUGCGCUCUCAUCACAAGAGCAGCGCGAUGCAAAGUGGUCCAAGACCAGAGCCGCGCUCGACGAGAUGAAGGAGCGUCUCGAGGCGUACAUCAGGGCGUACGUCGAGCCUGCGCAAAAGUCGACCGAGUCCAGCAGCGUCGCGACAACGUCACAGGCGGAUGGAUCCGCAACAUCGCCACAGACCGACACGAUGCCUGCGCCCAUCACCACCGUCAGUGUGCAGCUCGAUGGCGCAGACGCAAACCCUCUCGCAGAAGGCACCCUCACGGACAACCUCGGCAUCCCGAUCGUCAUAGUGUGCACCAAGGCAGAUGCCAUCCCGCGCCUCGAACGCGAUAAGGACUUCAAAGAGGAGCAGUUCGACUACAUCCAGCAAGUCCUCCGAACCAUCUGCAUGAGGUACGGAGCUGCGCUAUUCUACACUUCGUCCACGCGUGCGCAAUCGAUCGAUAUCCUGCGCUCCUACCUCCUGCAUCGCCUCUUCACGCCGUCGAUAGCUUCAUCGCAGCAGCCACAGCAACAGAGCAAUGGAGCGACAGCACAGAACAGUGCAGCAGCGGGAGGCGUCGCCAGCUUCGGCUUCCCGUAUCGAGCAUCGACCACGGAUCGCGACACCCUACUCGUACCUGCAGGCUGGGACAGCUGGGGCAAGAUCAAGGCGCUACGAGAGACGUUUGAUAGUCGCAGCAUGACACGAGGCUGGGACACCGACUGCGAAAUCGAAAGGCUCCGAAGGUCUCGCAAUCUUCCAAAGACGAAGGAGGUCGAAGAUCAGCUCGAGAAGGAAGUUCAAGCAAAUCAGAGAGGCGAUGUGUCAUCGGAAGCUAAUGGUGGCGACGAGGUUCAGUCGGCGAUGAAGCUGUACGAGGACAUUGUUGCAGACUGGGAGGCGGCACCAGCGGGCAAGGAUACGGCCAACAAGGUGCGCAUCCCGGACGAGCAGACGUUCCUCGGCCAACACCAUGCGACAUUGCAAAAAGAACCCGACCCGAAGUCCAAGUUCAGCAAGCGAGGCGUGGUCGGUCCCAUGACUGGGUCCAGCGCAGGUUUGCCAUCAGUCGAAAAAUACAUGUCGCGCGAUGGCAAGUCGGACACCGCCUCUGCAGCCGCAUCAGGCCAGACGGAACCUGCUACCCCAGCGACGCGGCCUCGACUCGAAAGCAGCAACUCGUCAUCCAAGCGCGAGUCGACCUCCGCAGCAGCGGCAGCCGCCGUAGCAGCCAUGACUAGUAGCAGCGAUAGGAGCAGCCGCCCAACGAGUCCGGCCGUCAACUCGGGAACGACUUCGCCCGGCGCACCAAAGCAGUCCGAGGUGCUACACAGCUUCUUCCAGUCGCUGCUGCAGAAGGACAAGGGAGUCGGGUCGCCCAAGGUGGACAGGUUGAGGACGACGUCGACCGCGACUCCUAGGAAGGACCCGCCUUCUUCGACGAAACAGUAG